UAAAACACAUGCGUUUGUUUGUCAAACACCAUUAAACCUCAGAUGAAGAAGUUUAGUUUCACCGCGCUCUCUGUUGUUUUGUCGUGAUGCUGGAUCAAUACAAACUGUUAGAAAUGUAGUUUCUGUAAAUAGAACAGUUUUUGAAUCAGGUCAAUAAAUACCUGUAAUAUUCUCAUUCUCACAGUCGUGCCUAAGUUUUGAAGCAAGCAGGAAUAUCUGGAGGAGUAUCAUCUGAACUGAGAUCUGCUGCUGUGAAGAUGGUGUUUGUUAAAGAAGAGAGUGAGGAGAACAUGAGUGAACCAGAAACCUGGAGAAUAAAACACGAGGAACAAGAAACAUGGAGAAUAAAACACGAGGAACCAGAAACCUGGAGAAUAAAACACGAGGAACCAAAAACCUGGAGAAUAAAACACGAGGAACCAGAAACCUGGAGAAUAAAACACGAGGAACCAGAAACCUGGAGAAUAAAACACGAGGAACCAGAAACCUGGAGAAUAAAACACGAGGAACCAGAAACCUGGAGAAUAAAACACGAGGAACCAGAAACCUGGAGAAUAAAACACGAGGAACAAGGAGGCCUGAUGAAAGUGAAAGAAGAAAGACAAGAUCUGAAUGAAGUGGAGGAGAAACAACCGCAUCGGAAAGAUCAUGAUGUCAAUGGAGAAAAAUCAGCGAGUUGCAGCAUUCAAAUAACAGACGUCGAAAAGCCUUUCAGCUGCUCUCAGUGUGGAAACACUUUCACACGUAAAACAAGCCUUAAGACUCACAUGCUAAUUCAUACUGGGAUAAAGCCUUUCAGCUGCUCUCAGUGUGGAAACACUUUCAAACAAAAAGGAAGCCUUAUGAAUCACAUGAGAAUUCAUAGUGAGGAAAAGCCUUUCAGCUGCUCUCAGUGCGGAAACACUUACAAAUAUAAAAAAACCCUUAAGAAUCAUAUGAUAAUUCAUAGUGAGGAAAAACCUUUCAGCUGCUCUCAGUGUGGAAACACUUUUACAUGUAAAGAGAACCUUAAGAAUCACAUGUUAAUUCAUACUGGAAUAAAGCCUUUCAGCUGCUCUGAGUGUGGAAAGAGUUUUAUACAGAAAAGGCAACUUAAGGAUCAUUUGCUAACUCACUCUUCAGAAAAGCCUUUCAGCUGCUCUCAGUGUGGAAAGAGUUUCACACGUAAAACACGCCUUAAGAAGCACAUGUUAAUUCAUGCUGGAAUAAAGCCUUUCAUCUGCUCUCAGUGUGGCAAGUCUUUCAAUUAUAAAGAAAGCCUUAUGAAACACGUGAGAAUUCAUAGUGGGGGAAAGCCUUUCAGCUGUUUUCAGUGAGGAAACACUUUCACGUGUAAUGAAAACCUUAAGAAUCACAUGUUAAUUCAUACUGGAAUAAAACCUUUUACCUGCUCUAAGUGUGGAUAGUUUACAUUUACAUUUGUUCAUUUAGUAGACACUUUUAUUGAAAGUGAUUCACAAUUGGGGAAUACCAAAAUAUUAAGACCAGGGAAACAAUUCUGAUCACGACAGCUGUUCAGUGUGGCUGAUAUCUGGAGUGCAAUCGAGAAUGAUGGAGAAAAAGUUUGUCAGCUUGAUUCACCAUAAUUGAAAUGUCCUUGUUGCUCAUCAAAUCAACGAGUUCAUUUUGUAUUUGGUGGCCAAGGUAGCUGGUGUGACUAAAGGGUCCCUUUUUGGGCACGGUUAAGGUGCUCUUUCAGGACUGGAUCAAACUAUGCCAUCAGUUCAACCUCUGAGGAAAUUUCUAUUUGAUGGUGCGGGGUUACAAAUUUAAGAAUAUGUCUUAGAUCUACUGAUCCUAUGUCCUUACAUACAAGGUGAAAGAUUCCUGGCACUUCCUGUUCUCUUAUUGUAAGUCAAAAGAGCCAGAUUACUGAGGCCUCGUUUACACUGUCAGUUAAAUGUGACCCAAUUCCGAUUUUUUGCUCAUAUAUGACACAGAUCGGAUCUGCUCUAUGACAGUGUAAACAGGAAAAAAACGCUUGCAUUCGGAUAUAGCGAGAUCGGAUUCAGGCCUCAUUCAUAUGUGGAAAAAAAAUCGGAUAUGUGCCAAUGCGACUGUCAUGUAAACAGGCAGAUCCGAUUUUCUGAGGCAAUGUGUUCUGUACGUCAUUAAAACUGUGACAAUUUAGUACUUUGCCGCAGUUUAAUGACGUCAUAUGGGAAGUGCGUGUGAAAGCGCAGUAACGUUAAAUGACAACAAAUGCAAGAAACAUGGAGGAGGAAGGUGCAGGGCAGUGGUCGACGACUGAAGUUACCUGCCUUCUCACCCUGUGGGGAGAAGAGUCAGUUCAAGAUAAAAUUCAAGACUCGUACAGAAACAAAUCUGUUUUUGCGGACAUUUCGGCAGCAAUGUCGGAGCAGGGCUACAGACGUUCCUGGCUCCAGUGUCAGCGAAAAGUUAAGUCGCUUAAAUCUAAGUACAAGGAGGUGAAAGACAACAAUAAUAAAAGUGGUCAUGGGCGAAUCAUAUUUCCGUU
Messenger RNA from Onychostoma macrolepis, 2479 nucleotides. RefSeq names its product gastrula zinc finger protein XlCGF8.2DB-like. The record is from RefSeq and is a predicted model, not a curated record. Gene Ontology annotation, molecular function: DNA-binding transcription factor activity, RNA polymerase II-specific; RNA polymerase II transcription regulatory region sequence-specific DNA binding. Bases 258 to 1316 code for a protein of 352 amino acids. The transcript has 2 exons. Gene Ontology annotation, cellular component: nucleus. Gene Ontology annotation, biological process: regulation of transcription by RNA polymerase II. NCBI's taxonomy places the organism in Eukaryota, Metazoa, Chordata, Actinopteri, Cypriniformes, Cyprinidae.